UACCUAGAAGUAUUCUAGGUACAUUGGAGCCAACAGUCAGAUUCAAGUCAGAUGAUGAAAAUAAAUAUUACCGUAUACAUUCAGUUAUGCUUGUACAUGACAAACAACAACAUUUAAAAUAUUUUUUAUCUUCCUCAACCAACUUUUUCUUGAACCAUGAAUUUCAAAUCCGAUUCCUUUUAUGGAGAAGAAUCUUGCUGCAGCAAAGCCAAAACUAAUUUUAUAAUUGGCCUCUCAUCACCAUUUAAUACAGCAAUUGACAAUAUUAUAGAAUUCAUAUCAAUUCUUCUUAGUGACAAGUUUUAUCAUGCCAUUCCUAGUCUCAUUAUUAUUGUAACUGUGUGGCUGUUAUUUAAUCAUAAAACAAGAAAUACUAUUCGUAAAAUGAAUAAUGGAAAUAAUAAACUCCGAAUUGUUUUCAAGAUUUUAAUGACAACACCCGUAGUUCAAGUCAGCUUGUUCUCAUGGUUAAGAUGUCAAGAGUUUUUAUAUUGCAUCAUCUCAAGAUUCGUUAUAUUAGCGACAAAUUAUUUUCCUACGGACUACGAACAAAUUGAACAUACAUAUCUCUUGAACAGUUUAUUUUUCAACCGAAAAAAUAAUGAACCAAGACCGUUCACUGAACUGUUGUGUUGUUCAAUAGCCAUCAGUAUGGCAUCUUAUAUUCUGUAUUCAACUGUUAGAAAAUUAAGAAGCAGUGAUACAAUCGUGGAAAAAGUAUUCACCAGGAUAGAGCCCGAUGAUGGCUUAUCAAUAAUCUAUAAGAAUAACGGAAAACGGUUUACCAGCUCAAAGAAUAACAAGUAUUCAAAAAACUCACAAGAUGAUGGAAAUGACAACGUGAAGGACAAUAUUAGCCGUAUGUUGACGAGAGCACGUACAAGAAGCAAUACCCAACUUCCGGAUGUGAUUGCAACAAAUGAGGCAUCUAAUUGAAGAUUAUUCUUUGAUCCAGUAGAGUUUUUGAUUGAGGAGAAUUAAUGCCCAAAGAGAAAAGCACAGAAAUAUUAAUACCACUACUAUCAGGCCAAACUUCUGAAUAGAAUCUCUAAAGUUGUCAAUACAAAAAGGAGUAAAACCAAAUACCCUUCUGUAAA
Molecule: messenger RNA, 1097 nt
Organism: Nilaparvata lugens (brown planthopper)
Lineage: Eukaryota; Metazoa; Arthropoda; Insecta; Hemiptera; Delphacidae
Exons: 4
Coding region: 157-936 (259 amino acids)
Source: RefSeq, a predicted model, not a curated record